Carassius gibelio (silver crucian carp) is the source of this 935-nucleotide messenger RNA. RefSeq lists its product as uncharacterized. Gene Ontology annotation, molecular function: sequence-specific DNA binding. Lineage: Eukaryota; Metazoa; Chordata; Actinopteri; Cypriniformes; Cyprinidae. The coding region runs from base 82 to 798 and encodes 238 amino acids. The record is from RefSeq and is a predicted model, not a curated record. The transcript is spliced from 4 exons.
UUACGUAGUCUGAGAGGUGGAAACAGAAAAUAGAGAUUGUCGUUCUCGUUAUUAUAGUUAUAGUAGGUUUGAGUUGUCACAAUGGUGAAUUCUUGUGUUUGUUUUGGAUGCAACAACUCCAACUUGUCUGGCCAUCGGGUCCACCGAUUUCCAAACAAGAAACACAAAGAUUUCCAUGCUUGGAUACGUUUCGCCCAGGCAAAGAGAAGCAAUUUCGCUGCCUCCUCGUUGACAAGACACACGGUGGUAUGUGAAAAACACUUCACACCGGACAGCUACAACCAAGGAGAUCUUAUGGAAUUUCGCAUGGGAUUUCGACGAAAAGAGUGGGUUAGGCUGGCAAAUGGAGCUGUGCCAUCGGUGCAUGCAGGUCCACCUGCAAAAUCUGGCGGGAGUGAAGAGUCUAACGUUAAUGUUAGCACUAGGAGAGAAUCUGCGCGUCGAAAAAGGGAGCUUUGCACAGCCUGCGGAACUUGUGGUAAUGAGCGUUACUGGCAAAACCAAGAGAAGGUGCAUCGAAACAUGCCUGCCUGCAACCUUUUACUCAGCGGUGCCAUCCACUUCUCAGGUUGCAUGGCUUCUCAGACAAUCAGGAUGCUGAAGCUGUUUGGACUGCAGUGCAUAAGUCCUGGCACUUUUUUCUGCCAUCAGCGCUAUUACUCUAUCCCUACCAUCGUGCAGGCCUGGAGGACUGAGCAGAGGGGGAUCAUCAGGGAGUUGAAGGAGACUGGGGGUGGAUUGAUCCUGUCUGAUCAGAUUCUCCUGGACACUGUGCCAAAUACGGUAGCUACUCCUUGAUUGAGGAUCGAAUUAACAAAGUUUUGGAUGUUCAGCUUGUCCAAAGCUCAGAAGUCCCAAGCAGCUCUUGGUGUGAGCUAGAGGGUCUAAAGCGGAGUAUGCAGUUCUUGAUGGACCAAGACAUGCAAGUGGCAGGU